GGUUCUUAUAAGGGAGUCAUGAUUUUUCUUUUCUCGGCUCCAUAAUUAAUCAUUAAUUUUUGUUGCCAUUCCAAAACACGACUUUCUCAAAUUAUGUUGCACCGGUCUCCGGACAUCAUCCCUGAGAUGUAUAUGUAACCCCUCCCUCCAAUUUUGUGUCGACACAUAAAGCACAAAAAGAGUUGUCUCAAAAAGCCGGAUCGUUUGCUUACUGCGUCGCUUCCACUCGUUACGCCCAUUACUCGCUCGAGCCAUGUGGUUGUUGAUAUCUUUUUAAACAAACCUUUCGUGAAUUAUUCUUUUAUCGUUUUUCAUUCAAGUGGGGAAACAAAGACAAAAUGUCAGCGGACGUGGUGAAUAUCCACGAACAAGUGGAGUCUGUGCUGGGUGCUCUUGUUAAAGUCGCCGCGGUGGAGUUGACUAAACUAUUCGAGAGCAGAUACAGAGCCUCGGCUGCUGUUGCUGAACCGGAACCGGACUCGGACCGCGAUGAGAACCGCAAAAGAGGUGGAAAGCUGGAGUGUAGUUUAUCUUCUGGGCAGAAAACCCGCAGCAUCGGCGUGCAGGCGGACCGAGAUAUCGAGUCUCUAAAUGGUGAUUGUUCCCCACAGUGCCGGAAAGAGUUGGAGUGUCGUGUUCUUUCUGCAGCAAACAAUCCGAAGCAGACUACAGCAGAGUUGAGCGUCCUUGAAACGGAUUGUGAGCUGCAACUCGAUUCAACUUUGAACGGUGGACCUACCCAAAGCUCUCCACCAAAGCAGAAACAUCUUGUGGUUCAGAAUGACCUGAGUGAUGAAACCUGGGAAGAUAGAAAGUUUGUCUGUUCUGCCCUCCUGAAACCCGACGCUCCAGCACCUCAGCAAGAAGCGAACAUUGAAGCCCACCCUCAGCGAUCAGGUGUGGGCCCGUCCGACAGUUGCAAUGGUGGUCCACGGAUCAUGUCACCAAAGAAGAACCACCACCUCCUCCAGAUGAAGCUGAAAGUCUCCUCUCCCGACCAGAAGCUAAAGAGCGAGUGUGCGGUGAAGCUGGUUAACAUGCUUACGGCGACCAAAACGGAGGUCAAUAUUCAGGAGAACGGCGCCAGCAGUAAAAAGACAUGGCCUCUCCCGAAAGAUCUCCGUCGCCACCAAGGCGUCCACACGGGACACCGCCUUUGUUGCUUCACGCCGUGUGGCAACGGCGUCUGGCGGCUCCAGAAAGUGGUGGCCCGCUCUCGCGACGGCUACGCCUGCGACGUCUGCCGCAAGACCUUCAAGCGCCGUAAGAUUCUUCGCCGACACGAACGCUUCCACACAGGCGAAAAGCCGUACGCGUGCACCAAGUGCUCCAAGACAUUUGCGCUCAGGAGGAACCUCCGUCGACAUCUCAGGUUCCACACGGGGGAGAAGCCGCACAAGUGCACGCACUGCGAGAAAAGCUUCCGACUCCGAGAUAAUCUGAAAGCGCACCUGCGCUUCCACACGGGGGAGAAGCCGUUCCAGUGCAACAUGUGCGGGAAGAUGUUCAGGAUGAUGAGGAACCUGGAGAAACACAACCUCACCUCGUGCGGACUCUUCGUUCCGUCCUUCAGGACCAUCGCUGGAUUGUAGCGGCGACUCGUCGGCGGCGGCGGCAGAUCACGUCAUUCGCUACCUCAGACUGCCAACACUGUUAGGUCUCCACUCAAGCCGACCCUCAAGUAAUAGAGAAGACAAUAGAUGAAGACAAUAUGAUGGUAGUUGGUUUAGAUGGUAUACUUGUUUACUCAUGUUUUUGUACUUAAAAGAGACAGUGUUUAAAGUAUUUUUUUCUCCAUACUAGAAGUUUAGUAUUAGUACUACUGAUUUUGAUAAGACACUUUUGUAAGAUGCCAGUGAUUUCAUGUUAAGGAUGAUGGCUUUGUUAUAAAUAAAUACUUUUGUAUAAAGUGGAACUGGUCAUGU
Messenger RNA from Doryrhamphus excisus (bluestripe pipefish), 1925 nucleotides. RefSeq lists its product as uncharacterized. Gene Ontology annotation, biological process: regulation of transcription by RNA polymerase II. Gene Ontology annotation, molecular function: RNA polymerase II cis-regulatory region sequence-specific DNA binding; DNA-binding transcription factor activity, RNA polymerase II-specific. NCBI's taxonomy places the organism in Eukaryota, Metazoa, Chordata, Actinopteri, Syngnathiformes, Syngnathidae. The record is from RefSeq and is a predicted model, not a curated record.